UGUAAAAACAGACAAAACCAAACCCAAAAAAUAUUCUGCUGUUUCAUAAUAACAACAUGCAUCAAUAUAUUUUGCAACCAUGUGUUGAUCCUGUAGUGAACUAAAGCCAGCCUACUUAAUUCACGUCUGUAUCCACACGCUUAAACCCAGAGGAAACACAGGAAAUCGCAAUUUAACUUUGAAGACAGAAAAAGAGAAAAUACAACCAAACACUACCGGACUGUUUUCACUGGGGAGCAGGUCUAUGCGAGCUGCAUUUCUGAAAUAUGAAUCUUUUACUGAUUAUAAUAUAUCAUUGAUUAUUAUCGAACAAUUAACAACAUUACAUCGACAGAGUAGCCUGGAUGCUGUCAGUUGGUGAAAUAGUUUAUUUCCUUAUUUUUUUGCACAAAAUACAAUAGACUUCUUUUGGGUUUAAAAUUUAAAAACGAUCGAUUGUUUUAAGCGAUAUUCCUAUUUGACUUAUUUAGGUAUAAGAUCGUUUACCUGUAGCCUAUUCGUAUUGCUAUUUGUGUGUCGCUAAAGUCGUUUGUUUAAAGUCUGAAGGUCGGUGUACCUUUUUAGUUUCGUUUCGUGUUUCCACACAGUAAGCCAACUUUUAAAAGACACGUUUCAUUGUAAAGUGCAGCUACCAGGUAUUUCUUGUUUCGUAUUUAAAAUUAAAUCUUGUUUUCGGAAAGAAAAAAAAGAAAAAAAAAGGUUUUCUGUUGCUAAGUUUAGUGUGUGUCGCAGGUCACACUUUUGUUGUCAGUUUUAAACGGAACUACACGGCCAUUUAAAAAAUAUAUAUAUAUAUAUAUUUCAGGUAGGCCCACAGUAUAAUCAGCAAUGUGUUUGCGCUUAUAAUUGUACUUUAUUACCCGGUUUAUAUUAUAUUUGUUUUAUCUGUGUAUUCUGAGGGCGUUUACAUCUGUUAUUACAUCUAUUUUUUAUGACUUGACCUUUUAAUUUUUUUUGUGUGUGUUUUGUUAUUUAGAACUUGCCUAAAAAGCCAUUUUUAAAGUUUCAAAAGAUAUAGUUUAACACCUAAUAACGUACACUUUAUUAUUUGGCCUAACGUGUAGUGUUUAUUAUUAUUAAUAAUAAUAAUAAUAAUAAUAAUAAUAAUAAUAAUAAUAAUAAUAAUAAUAAUAAAACCCAACUUUAAAUUGAUAAGAUUAAUUUGAUUUUUGGUUGGCUGUUUUAUAAAUAUAUUGCUUUAAGGAGAAACAAAAUUUCGCAACCCCUUCCCUGAACCCAGAGCCUUUUUCUCGGACCCCUGGCCGUUUGAAAUGAACCCGAGUCCCGCUGACUACCAGGUGGAGUUGGACGAGUUCGCCGCGCCGGCCGCGGUGGAGGGCACACUGCGGGACAACAAAGAGCGAGUUGAGGAUAUUUUCAGGGUAGCGUUUAAUAUUAUCGGGGUGCUUUCCACGGCAGGGGAGCCCUGUAGUUCACAAAGCUUGGACUGUAACGAGGAGGACCGGCAGACAUGGCUGCAGCUCCGAGGGAGACGGGCCGACGUGCACUCAGCCAAGGUGUUUAUCAGGGGGCUGUGCUCCCAGGAGCUGCAGAUGGAGGUGCUGUACCCCUGGGACCUGCACUGCGUCUUCACCGGAGCCAAGCAGCUCUUCCUGGAGUGCCUGAUCAGAGGGAGCGGCGCAUUCAUCGCGGUGCAGUCUCAGGGUCGUCUCCUCCUCUUGGGCCUCACUGAGCCUGUGGUUCUGGCCAGGAGCAGGAUUCUGGACCUGGUGGAGAAGUACGAGCGCAAUCAGCGCAUACCAGAACCACAUGAAACAGCCACCAAGAGCAGAUUCAAAAUGCUGGUGGAGAGCAGAGCGGACAAGCACACCCUGGACCUGCUGCUGCUGCCCAGUGCCGUGAAGGAGGAGCUGCUGGAGCUGGCAUCAGCAUGCACGGAGCCGGGGAGCCCCAGACUGAAGCACAGAGCCUGCGCCCCCACAUUCAACACCCCGUCUGUGACACAGCAUGCUGAAGAAUCCACAGAACCCAAUUUUUAUCCCCAAUUUGACAUUUUGGAUCUACCGAAAACAGCCACAGAAUCCGUGAGCGAGGACCCCCAAACACCUCCGUUCGACCCUUGUCAUCCCCAACUGCACCAGGCCUCGGGGGACAGCCUGCUCCUCUCCUCUGGCACGGAGAAGGAGUUUCAGAUCCUGCUCAAGUUCUUCACCACCAUGGGCUACCAGGAGGAGGUGGUGGGGAAGGUGCUGGCUGAGUCUGGGCUUGUGGAAGCCUCUCAGAUUCUGGAUAGGAUUCAGCAGGAGCAGGAGAGCAGUGUCCCAGAGGAGGAAGAGGAGCCCGACUUGGGCAGCGAUGACUUCGUCUUGGGGGUUAUCAAAUCAGCGGCCGCACGCUGUGGCUACACGGAGGAGGAGGUGCUGGAGGUAUACAGGGAGUCAGGAGGGGCCUCCAUCCACGGGCUCCUGGCUCAGCUACAAGCAGACAGGGAGGGGGAGACAGGGGGCCCCCAGUCCGAGAGUGCUAGGAGAGCGAAGGACAGAGGAGCCGUGGAACCAGAGUGUGAGACUAAACCCAACAAACUAGAAGAAUCUCGAGAGACAGUGGACGAGAGGGAAGUGGAGACCAGACUGGAUCACUACAGCAACCAGAUUAUGAUGGCCUAUCAACAUUUAGGAGAAAAUAACAAGACGCCUGACCAAGCUGUGGGAGUCCUCCAGGACCAAACUCUAAACCAGCGAGAUGUGUACCUUGAUUUCUUUGAUCAGGUUCAAGCUCCUCAGUGCACACCCAAAAAGAACCGAGCUAAAGCUGGCAGCCCACCUUUUCUUGACCAGACCAGGCCCAAAAUGGACAGGCAUUCCCCGCCGACUGUGAAAGGCCCCCCUCACAACGUCUACAACUCCGGGAAGCAAGACAGCCCCCUGCUGGACCCCCAGCUGAAUCGCCCAGCGAUGGGGGGGAAGGCAGUGCGGGGUAAAGACAGGAAGAGAGCCCCUGAGAGGGGGGCCAUGGUGACGGGGCAGCAGCGUUAUCUGGAGUCCCUGCAGACGCCCUUUGACCUCAAGCUGACCGACGCCCCCGGAGAGGAGAGCCUUCGACACGUGAUCAUCGACGGCAGCAACGUGGCCAUGACGCAUGGUCUGGGACAGUACUUCUCCUGUCGAGGGAUCGCUCUGGCAGUCCAGUUCUUUUGGAAUAAAGGACAUAGAAACAUUACUGUCUUUGUACCCCAGUGGAGACAGAAGAGAGACGCUAGAAUCAAAGAACAGAAGUAUCUGACAGAGCUGCAGAAUGUGGGUCUGCUGUCCUACACGCCAUCGAGAGAGGUGGAGGGGAAGAGGAUCAGUGCACAUGAUGACAGGUUCAUGCUGCAUUUAGCGGAGAAGGCAGACGGAGUGAUCCUGACCAACGACAAUCUCCGAGACUUCAUCGACAAGUCCCCAGCCUGGAGAAACCUGAUCAAGAAAAGGCUGCUUCAGUACACGUUUGUCGGUGACCUCUUCAUGGUACCAGAUGAUCCAUUGGGCAGAAGUGGACCACACCUGGACGAAUUCCUGUCUAAAACACACAGAUCCCCAGCUGCGGGCAGCCACACAUACGCAGGCAGAGUUCCAGCAAACCCAAUCCCCUCCCCCCCAAGAGCCCAGACGGAGGUCCUGCAGUACCGAGACCACACACUAGGGGGAGCUGCAGGAGUCCCGCAGUACCGGGGCAGGCCAGCAGGUUUAAGCAGAGAAGAAGAACAGCAGUACCCCAGCAACCCAGCAGGUGUCAACAAAGCAGAGGAUGGACUGCUGCAGUACAACAGCAGGCCAGCAGAUGUCAGCAGAGUAGAGGCAGGACUGCAGUACCCCACCAGGCCAGCAGGCGUCAGCAGAGAGGCCCCAGAGGGUCACACAGGGCAUAGGAGAGCACAGGAGACCGAAUGCUUGAAGAAGCAGCUGCUGGAAGUCUUCUCUAAUCAGGAAAGUGCUCUGGAUAUCGUGUUGAACUGUAACCCGACUGUCCGCGAUGUCAACAAGCUUUCAGAAAUGAUACUCAGCUUCGAGAUGUGAUUUGUAUAUUUGAACUGUAGUGGGUUCUUACCGGGCCAGACCCUGCUCCUGCGUAGUUUAUCAUUCUGAGAUCUGCUUCCAAUCCAAGAAGAAGAAAUGCUGACCAGACCACAAUCACUGUACUAAAAAAAAGGUGAGGAGCUCCUGAGUGGCGCAUCUAGUAAAGGCGCUCCACGUGGAGUGCAGGAUGCGCUCUAUAGUCUGGACGUCGCGAGUUAGAGUCCAGGCUAUUCCACAGCCGACCGAGGAUGGGAGCUUCCAGGGGGCGGCGCUCAAUUGGCCGAGCGUCGCCCGGGGGGAGGGAGGGUUAGGUCGGCCAGGGUGUCCUCGGCUCACCGCGCACCAGCGACCCCUGUAGUCUGGCCGGGCGCCUGCGGGCUUGCCUGUAAGCUGACCAGAGCUGUGUUGUCCUCCGACGCUGUAGCUCUGAGGCGGCUGCACGGUGACUUCGCAGUGUGUAAAGAAGCGGUCGGCUGACGGCACACGCUUCGGAGGACAGCGUGUGUUCGUCUUCGCCAUUCCCGAGUCAGCGCAGGGGUGGUAGCGGUGAGCUGAGCCUAAAAAAAUAAUUGGACAUUACUAAAUUGGGGAGAAAACAAUACAAAUAAUUGACGACCACUAAAUUUAAAAAAACAAAACAAAACAAAAAAAGGUGAACAUUUUUCUGGACUCUUUGGAAAGAGAGCUUGUCAGGUUAAGGGUUGCUCUCUUGUUGUGGACCAGCUGCAGAGAGAAGACGUGUUUGAGAGCUCUAUUGAAGACAUUACACACUAUUGCUAUGCUUAUGUGUUUAUAAUGUGGAUCUGCAUCGGCCACACGAAACUCACCUGUUUACAGAUUAAAAGGCGAUAAUUUGUUUUUAAUUGAAAGCACUGUGGAAAUUAUACACACAGCACAACCUAAUUGUGUGAUUUAAAAGUUUACCGGCUUUCAAUUGAAAUGUGUCGGUUCAGUGAGACCUUAAAGGAAAAUUAUUCUGAACCUCUGUAUUCGUCCCAUCCCUAAUAUAUAUAUACCUAUAUGAACAUGUUUGAAUUAUUUCUUUGAUCUUAUAAAUUAUGUAUUUUCAAACAAAUAUUUCCAUUGAAAUGAUUUCUGUUUCCAAACGUUAAUAAAUUGAUUUAUUUUCUUUGUCAUAA
Acipenser ruthenus (sterlet) is the source of this 5158-nucleotide messenger RNA. It is a transcript of the gene khnyn, whose product is annotated as KH and NYN domain containing. NCBI's taxonomy places the organism in Eukaryota, Metazoa, Chordata, Actinopteri, Acipenseriformes, Acipenseridae. Gene Ontology annotation, molecular function: RNA endonuclease activity; mRNA binding. The record is from RefSeq and is a predicted model, not a curated record. The coding region runs from base 1272 to 4019 and encodes 915 amino acids. The transcript is spliced from 8 exons. Gene Ontology annotation, cellular component: cytoplasmic ribonucleoprotein granule; nucleus.